AUGUCGUACAAAGUUAGGGGCAUGCUAAGCUUCCUAUAUAACUUAACAUGGGGAAACCUGACCUCCGAAGGUGGUAAGAUCCAUCCCCUCUACACCUUUGCCAUAAUACCCUGUGCUGAGCACUCCAGAUUAAUCAGGAGUGUGCUGUUCCAGGAGUCGUUAUCAUUCAGAGACGUGGCUGUGGGCUUCACCCGUAAGGAGUGGCAGCAGCUGGACCCUACGCAGAGGACCCUGUACCGGGAUGUGAUGCUGGAGAACUACAGCCACCUGGUCUCCGUGGGGUGUCAAGUCACCAAACCAGCUGUGAUAUCCAGGUUGGAGCAGGGGCAAGAACCGUGGAUGAAGGAGGAAGAGAUCCUCAGAUGGAGCUUUCCAGAAGUUUUGCAAGUUGAUACCCAAGUAGAUAGACAACGGGAACACCAAGACAAACUUUUGAAGCAAGUUGCACUCCUAGACAAGAAAAAAUUGACCCCAGAAGGGCACAACGCAGGUAACACAGUUGAAAAAAACACCUGUCCAAACACAAACGUCGUUUCUUCAGGACAACAGGUCCCUAAGUGCGAGUUGUGUGGAGCAGCCUUGCCGGGUAAUGCAGGCGUUACUCCUAACGCGUACCUUGCAAGAAGGAGAUUUGAAUAUGAUGCACAGGGGAACUUAUUCUCUAUUCUAAGCUGGAAACUCCACAUUCUGGGGCACACCCUCGUGAAUAGAACCGACAGUAACGAGAAACCCCACAAAUGUACCGAAUGUGGGAAAGGCUUCUCGCAUAAAUCAGAACUCAUCACCCAUCAGAGAGUCCACAAGGAUGAGAAGUCCUCUGGAUGCAACGACCAGGGGGAUGGCCUGAAGGAGAAGGUUUGCCUCAGCAAAAAACAUCCAGGAAACCACACAGACGAGAAACCCGGCGGAAACGGCAAAUACGGUAAAAAGCUCUCCCCAGAAACAAGCCUCUCCAUACCCGAGGCUAUUCUGGCUGGAGAGAAGCCUUAUAAGUGUUCAGACUGUGAGAAAAUCUUCUCCCACAAGUCACGUCUCAUCGAACACCACAGAUCCCACACGGGAGAGAAACCCUAUGGCUGUGAAGAAUGUGGGAAAUCUUUCUCCCGGAAGUCAUGCCUCAUUAUCCACUACAGAAUCCACACAGGAGAGAAGCCCUAUGGCUGCAACCAGUGUGGGAAAGCCUUCUUCCAGAAGUCACACCUCAUCCUUCACCAGAGGACUCACACUGGAGAGAAACCCUACGAGUGCAGCGAAUGCGGGAAGGCUUUCUCCCAAAACUCCUGCCUCAUCAUACACAAGAGAACCCAUAUGGGCAAGAAGCCCUAUGAAUGCUCUGACUGCGGGAAAACGUUCUCCCAGAAGGCGAACCUCAUCAGACACCACAGAAUUCACGCCAGGGAGAAACUGUACGGAUAA
Mesoplodon densirostris (Blainville's beaked whale) is the source of this 1416-nucleotide messenger RNA. Its product is annotated as zinc finger protein OZF-like. NCBI's taxonomy places the organism in Eukaryota, Metazoa, Chordata, Mammalia, Artiodactyla, Ziphiidae. The record is from RefSeq and is a predicted model, not a curated record. Gene Ontology annotation, molecular function: DNA-binding transcription repressor activity, RNA polymerase II-specific. Gene Ontology annotation, biological process: negative regulation of transcription by RNA polymerase II.